AUGGCUCUUCCAAUGCUCGUUAAUGGUGCGGAUUGCGGGCCCGUCAAUCCAUUGCAGGGUCUCGCGAAGCGAUUCGAUCAGGACAGAGGAAUUCAGCAGGACCAAUUCGUUGCGGGACGUGCUGGUCCGUCACGAGAGGUGUUCCGCACGGCUCAGCAAGCCAAUCCUGUCCUUGAGCAAGAAACAGCUCGUUUCUUUUCGGGAGAUGGUUUGAAAAAUGGGAUUACGUCUCCUGUCCCUGCACCGAAUGCAUUCGAUGUUUCCCUGUUGCACAAGUCCCUACCUAUCGUCCAUACCCCACCUAGCCAUACACCUUCGCCUCAAAUACAAGCUCCAGAUGCUUCUCACCAGGCCAAAGGAGCAACUUGGGCAGUGGACUUCCUGCAGCAGGCUCGGGCUAGGAGCACUGAUGUCGUUGCAAGCGGGAAGGUUUCGCCUGUCUCACAAGUCGAAGUGGCGAAUAGACCAGUGACAAUGAGUCCCGGUCCUGCAGGUCUCGGAAUGCAGUGGGCAGCCCCGAUGCGCAUGAUGUCUGGACCUCAAUUCAUCCCCCAAAGCGUUAGCUCACCGUCUCAGCUUCAGUCAAACGUUUCAGCUGCUUCAUGGGACAAGGAAUUUCAGAGUCACCAAGCAGCAUUGCUCUCGGAUCUGACAUUGCAACAACGCGAGCCACUUACGGGCGAUCAUCAAGAUCCGGCUCAAAUUCGCGGUGACGCGGAUGAUCUCGCUCGUACUGCUGCUUUGAUUGUGGAAACAGUCCAAGGUGAACAGAACCCGAAGUUUAAGAACUCUGAGUUCAUGCGCCUGAUGCGUGGAUUGAGGGAUGGUGAUAUUGUGGUAAAUGGAGAUGACAUGGUAGAGAAAGACGAGGUGAGAAGUGAGAACAAUAUCGAUGUUAAGGGAAAGGGGAAGGAGAGGGCUAUGGCACACUCUGGCCCCGCCGUUGUUGAUCCAAACACAUCUUCCAACUACCUGCAACGCAACGCCGCUCAUGUACAUGGCCAGGCUUUAUCUCAGAGACCCGAAGACCAAAAAUCGGCAGGGCCUCGCAACGAAGAUCCGAAUGAAGCUUACUUCCGCCAGGAAAACGAGGACUACAUCGAUUAUUGGAGCGGUAUGGCAUCUCGUGCCGCUCAACAGCGCGAAGCUGCCUCCCUUUCCGGCCAAGAAGCUGAAUGGGGAGCAUUGCAAGACAGCUGGGAUUCAUUCGAGGCAACAACGUGGGGCGUGAAACCAACCGUUCAUUACCAGUUUCAGCCUCAUAAUCCCUAUUUGAAUGUGGAGGGCACUCAACAGACUAUGCAUCAUGUUAUGCACACGCAGCGUUCGAUAUAUGAAAGUGUUCUUGAGCUGGAAGCUCAGGUACAGCGAGAUCCAACGAAUGCUCGCGCAUGGUACGAUCUAGGUGUGAAGCAACAAGAGAACGAGCGUGAGCCAAAAGCAAUCCUCGCUCUUAGUCGAUCUCUCGAGCUCGAUCCAACACAUCUCCCCUCCUGGCUCGCAUUAGCAAUAUCCUACACAAAUGAAGGUGACCGAAUAGCAGCGGACGAUACAAUAUUGGAAUGGGUCAGACGUAAUCCACGUUAUGAAGUUAUCGUCAACGACUACUUCCAGCGUGUUGAGCGACUGAACGGCGGGACGCUUGAUAGUUUGAAUCAGAUGCGGAAACAUGAUGAAUUGAUUCGAUGUUUGAUGGCUAUGGCGAGGAGUGGGAAUGAAAUUGGGGAUAUUGACGCGGAUGUGCAGAUUGCGCUUGCGGUUUUGCUUAAUACGAGCGAGGAGUACCUGAAAGCACAGGAUUGCUUUAAGGCAGCGUUGGCUGUUCGACCUGAUGACUGGCAACUUUACAACCGAGUGGGCGCGACACUUGCGAAUAGCGGAUUAUCCGAAGAUGCGUUCCAAUAUUAUUAUCGCGCUCUUGAGUUGAAUCCCGCAUACAUCCGAGCACGCUUCAACCUUGGUAUCUCCUGUAUGAACAUGAGGAGAUACGAAGAAGCCGCGCAAUUCAUCCUCGACGCCCUAAUCAUGCAAGACAGCGAUGGUUCAGUUCAUGCAGGAGAUGACAAACGAGGGAUCACGUCGACUGCACUUUGGGAUAGCCUAAGAACCUCGUGUAUUCAUCUACAACGUAUGGACUUGGCAGACUUGUGUGAGCGGAAGGAUCUCGAUGGUAUGUUUAUUUGCUUCUAUAUUGUCCUCGAGUUGUUUGAUGCUGAAGAAACAUAUUGUUUUUACAGGCUUUCGUCGUGA
Fomitiporia mediterranea MF3/22 is the source of this 2250-nucleotide messenger RNA. Its product is annotated as TPR-like protein. Gene Ontology annotation, molecular function: protein binding. Gene Ontology annotation, biological process: protein import into peroxisome matrix, docking. The record is from RefSeq and is a predicted model, not a curated record. Bases 1 to 2250 code for a protein of 749 amino acids. Lineage: Eukaryota; Fungi; Basidiomycota; Agaricomycetes; Hymenochaetales; Hymenochaetaceae. Gene Ontology annotation, cellular component: cytosol; peroxisomal membrane. The transcript has 8 exons.